AUGGCCGCGAACGUGAAGAAUGCUAAGUCCCAUGUCAUCUUCAAGAAGGUCUCCCGAGACAAAUCGGUGACCAUCUACCUGGGGAAGAGAGACUACAUAGACCAUAUCACCAAAGUAGAGCCUGUGGAUGGUGUUGUACUGGUGGAUCCUGAGCUUGUGAAGGGAAAGAAAGUGUACGUCACUCUGACCUGCGCCUUCCGCUACGGCCAGGAGGAUAUUGAUGUGAUUGGCCUGACCUUCCGCAGAGACCUGUACUUCUCUCGGGUCCAGGUCUACCCUCCUGUGGGGGCUGCGAGUGCCCUCACCCAACUUCAGGAGAGCCUCCUCAAGAAGCUGGGGGGCAACACGUACCCCUUUCUGCUCACGUUUCCUGACUACCUGCCCUGCUCAGUGAUGCUGCAGCCAGCUCCUCAAGAUGUCGGGAAGAGCUGCGGGGUUGACUUUGAGGUCAAAGCGUUUGCCACAGAUGUGACAGAUGGCGAAGAGGAUAAGAUCCCCAAGAAGAGUUCUGUGCGGCUGCUGAUCCGGAAAGUGCAGCACGCUCCGUCCGAGAUGGGUCCCCAGCCCUGUGCCGAGGCGGCCUGGCAGUUCUUCAUGUCUGACAAGCCCCUGCAGCUCUCAGUGUCCCUCAGCAAGGAGGUCUAUUUCCAUGGAGAACCCAUCCCCGUGACUGUGACUGUGACCAACAACACAGAGAAGACGGUGAAGAAGAUUAAAGUAUUAGUGGAGCAAGUGGCCAACGUGGUUCUCUACUCCAGUGACUAUUACGUCAAGCCGGUGGCCACCGAGGAAACACAAGAAAAAAUACCACCAAACAGCACUUUGACCAAGACGCUGACGCUGGUGCCCUUGCUGGCUAACAACCGAGAAAGGAGAGGCAUCGCGCUGGAUGGGAAGAUCAAGCAUGAAGACACAAACCUGGCCUCCAGCACCAUCAUCAAGGAGGGCAUUGACCGCACUGUCCUGGGGAUCCUGGUGUCAUACCACAUCAAGGUGAAGCUCACAGUGUCAGGCUUCCUGGGAGAGCUCACCUCCAGUGAAGUGGCCACUGAAGUACCUUUCCGCCUCAUGCACCCCCAGCCCGAGGAUCCAGCAAAAGAAAGCAUCCAGGACGAAAAUUUGGUUUUUGAGGAGUUUGCUCGCCAAAAUCUGAAAGAUGUGGGAGAAAAUGCCGAAGAGAAGCCGGCCAAGGAGGAGGCCGGCCCGGAUGAGUGAAGGAGAGUUGGCUCAGAUGCCAGCAAACAGCCUGUAGUUCCCGAUGUCACAGGCCAAGUCCUUGUCAGCCUUCACGGUUAUGCUACAUACGAAAGUAUGAACUUCCCUCCCAGAAAUAAAGUGUGUCUGUGUGUCCCCUA
Jaculus jaculus (lesser Egyptian jerboa) is the source of this 1355-nucleotide messenger RNA. RefSeq names its product S-antigen visual arrestin (gene Sag). Gene Ontology annotation, molecular function: G protein-coupled receptor binding. The transcript has 15 exons. Bases 1 to 1215 code for a protein of 404 amino acids. Gene Ontology annotation, cellular component: photoreceptor inner segment; photoreceptor outer segment. Lineage: Eukaryota; Metazoa; Chordata; Mammalia; Rodentia; Dipodidae. Gene Ontology annotation, biological process: G protein-coupled receptor internalization; signal transduction. The record is from RefSeq and is a predicted model, not a curated record.